AUGGCAGAGGUAAAGGCGGGAAUUAUUAAGGCUGGGUCUUCCAAAGAAGAAAAUCUACCAAUUUACAAGCUGGAGAUUAUUGUAUCUGAUCCACAGAAGCGUACUGGUGAUCAAGGAACUUCUUAUGUAAGUUACCAGAUUUCUACCAAAACUGAUAAUCCUUCAUAUCAUAAAUAUAACGACGACACUAAAACAAUUAUUGUAGUGCAUAGAAGAUACAGUGACCUUUUACUACUGCAUGACAUAUUGAGCAACGAGUAUCCUACCUGUAUUAUUCCGCCAUUACCUGAUAAAAAAGUAUUCCAAUAUAUUGCAGGUGAUAGGUUUAGUCAAAGGUUUACCCAGAAGAGAUGUCACAGUUUACAAAAUUUUUUAAGAAGAAUAUCUUUACAUCCCAUCCUCUCACGUUCAAAUAUCCUUGAAAUAUUUUUGGUCAGUAAUGAGUGGGAUACCUAUAAGAAAAGCUUCGUUGCAAAUUUGCCAACUAAUAAGGAAGAAGUCACUGAUGCAUUCAUGAAUGCCUUUAAAGCUGUUAAUAUUCAAAGCGAAGAGUUCCUAGAAAUAAAAGAAAAGAAUGAUAAGUUAGAUCAUACCAUAUCAAAACUCGACAGUAUUUAUCAUAAGGUGGUCAAGAAGCAUGAUUCGAUAUCUGAAGAUUAUGCAAAGCUCGGGACGAGUAUUCAAGAUUUGACCGAACUUGUAAGUGGAAGUAAUAACGAUAAUUUAUCAAAAAAACUGAAGGUAUUCAAUGAUGGAAUAACACAACUUUCUUAUGGUUUAAAUGAUUUGAACAAAUUUCUAGAUUUUGAAUAUUUGGUUGAUUUGAAAGAUCUAGAGCACUAUAUCGAAAGCAUGAGGCAACUUUUAAAGCUAAAAGAUCAAAAACAGAUUGAUUAUGAAGAAUUGAGUGAGUAUCUAACCAAAUCAAUCAAAGAGCGGGAUAAUCUCAUAGCAGGUUAUGGAAGUAGUAACUUUCUCACAAAUAAGCUUGAAGAAUUAGCAGGUAUAAAUCAAGAGGCUGCAAGAAGAGAGAAGAUAAAUAAGUUAGAAAUUAAGAUAACAUCACUAGGUACAGAGUUAGAAGUGGCGAAAAAAGUAGCAGAUGCAUUUGAACAAGAGACUUUGAAGGAAGUUUCACAUUUUGACGGUAUUAAAACUAAAGAGCUCAAAGAAUCAUUAGGAAAUUUGGCUGACGAGCACAUCAAGUUUUUCGAGAAAAUGCUGGAUACUUGGACAGAAGUUGAUAAAGAUUUGAAUUAA
Molecule: messenger RNA, 1260 nt
Organism: Kazachstania africana CBS 2517
Lineage: Eukaryota; Fungi; Ascomycota; Saccharomycetes; Saccharomycetales; Saccharomycetaceae
Gene: SNX4
Product: Snx4p
Exons: 1
Coding region: 1-1260 (419 amino acids)
Biological process (GO): autophagy; cytoplasm to vacuole targeting by the Cvt pathway
Cellular component (GO): phagophore assembly site
Molecular function (GO): phosphatidylinositol binding
Source: RefSeq, a predicted model, not a curated record